GCAUUUUUUUGUGUUCUUGGCCGCGCCCCUUUCGUUUGCGCUACUUGUCUGUGGCCAGAGUGAGUGGAGUAGUGAUGUGCUGUGGUACGUUCCUUGUGUUCGUUUUGGUCCUGUUGGGGCAGGAUUGGCUUCUGCUGACGGAACCCAAAGUAAUCAGCUUACCUGUGACAUGCCUCACAAAUCAGUUUCAAUGCAUGGAUGGAGCCUGCAUCCCAGCUCUGUGGCUUUGUGAUGGAGACAAAGAUUGUCCAAAUGGAGAGGAUGAAGUGUCCUGUUCAAAGAAAAUGGCAUGUAAUGGCUUCCAGUGCAAAAACGGACACUGUAUUAAUUCAACAUCGAAAUGUGAUGGACAUUCUGACUGUGCUGAUGGCUCGGAUGAAGAUCUGUUAAUAUGUGAGCACAUUACUUGCCCAUCUUUCAAAUUUCAUUGCAGAAAUAGGCAAUGCAUAGCUGCAGAGCUGGCAUGCAAUGGACAAAAUGAUUGCACUGAUGGAAGCGAUGAGGUUGGAUGUCCACCACAGCAGUGUUCUCCUGAAGAGUUUCGAUGUGGUUCCCUUUGUUUGUCCCGGAGUCUUCUGUGCGAUGGCAAAAUAGACUGUGCUGGGGGUUUAGAUGAACUGAAGGAAAAAUGUAAGGGGCAGUCCAGGUUACAUUGCCCUACAGAUGAAUUUGAAUGUGAUGGGCAUUGUGUGCCUAAAGCUUGGAGGUGUGAUGGGCAUCCUGACUGUGAGGACCAAAGUGAUGAAGAGCUCUGUGAAGUGCCUACAGUAGAGUUGGAACCUUUUCUGCUCACAUUUAACUCCAGUGAGAUUAUUAAAGGGGACCUUACUGGUGAGAGGCAAGAGAACAUCCUUUUUGGUCUGGCUAAUAUUACUGCUCUUACUGGAGAUAUGUGGUCCUCUGAGAUCUUUUGGAUCAACGGUGAAGAUAAGAACAUAUAUGGACAAUCGCUGUAUAAAGGUAAAGGAAGAAGAGAGAUCCUCAAACAGCUAGGCAAAGCCACAGUUCUUUCUCUUGACUGGAUUUAUAAACUUAUCUUCUGGAUUAAUUCGGAAACUGGAACAAUAUCCGUGGCCUCUCUUGAUGGAUCAAAACAUAGAGUACUGUAUAGAGAAAACAUUUCAUUACCGACAGCAAUAGCGGUGAAUCCUCUUACUGGGUUUAUUAUCUGGUGUGAUGCUGGGGAGUCACCUAAGAUUGAGAAAGCUGCUAUGGAUGGAAGUCUCAGACAGCCUCUUGUUUCAGUAGACAUUUUCAGACCCAUGGCUCUGACUUUGGACCUUAAGCACAGUUAUGUGUAUUGGAUUGAUAAUGAGCUCAGCAAAAUAUCUAGUAUUUCAAUGGAUGGUCAAUACAGGAAAGUAGUCUUCUGUUCAAAAGAGUUGCUGGCUAAGCCAUCAGGAAUUGCUGUUUUUGAGGAGAGGAUCUUUUGGUCUGAUUUAGAAAAUCAAGCUAUAUACAGCAAGCAACGGCGGAUAAGUGCCAAUGUUACCACAGUGGCAACUGUAAGGAAUCCUGCAGGGCUUAUUAUACUGGCCAGAGAAGUGCAAGCUAAUAGUAUAAAUCUCUGCUUGGAGCUGAGGGCAGACUGCCCUUUCCUUUGUGUUCCAUCACCCCUAGACCCGGAGCACUCAACAAGAUUCUCCUGCCUAAGUUCAGAUAGUUUGGAGCCAGACAAUGAUGUAGUGGUGCCACAAACAGGCAGUCAAGCCUUGGACAACACAAAAGUGGCCGCACAGUCUCCAAACAAGAUAAAGCACAUCAGCAGAACAGUGAAUUCAACUGUAACCACUGAGCACCAUGUGCCUUAUAGCGUUAAAUGGGUGAUUCCUUUUGCAGUGUUUUUCAGUUUUACUCUGAUUUCCUGCAUGAUUAUCAGCUGUCGCAGGAAGAGCCGCUGCAGUUUACUCCACACCCAGAUCUGUGAGAAAUCUAAGAAAUAUUUAAAGCCAGAACUUGGUCGGACAGUGUCAGCUACUUACAUGUUGACGGAUAUGAAAAGUGAAGAUGAAGAUGAGGACAAGUGAAGGCACCUGGAGGUUUAGUUCAACUGCACAUGGCAAUACCUUACAUUGGUAGGGAUAUGGCAUUUGGGUGAUGUUUGGAAUAUCAUAUUUCUCUUAUGUGCUAAGUCCGGUAAUCAACGGGUCAGAUAAGAACAAGUUCAGUCAGUAGCGAUCAAACGCCCAGAGAUUGGUGUGCUGUGCACAGGGGCCCUGUGGCUUUUGGUAAUGACAGGAUUUCCUGUUUAUGUAUUGGGCUCAACAUAGCUGGCCUUGUCCUGUAAAAUGAAGGUGCAGAAUAGUUGUGCAUGAAGCCCCCCCAUUAUCAACCUCUGUUUGCUGAGAAAAAUGACUGAUUGUAGUACUUUGAUACUUUUGAUACCUUUGCGUGCUACAUUAUUAAGGCAUCUGCUUUUUUUUUUUACAAUUCUUAUUUUUUUCAACACUUUUUUCACAAUAAUUUUUCUUAUUUUAAGCUGAAAACUGUCCAUGUAUCAUGCUCACUCUUUAUCUACAGCUACGCUUUAUUUACUGCUACACUUCUCAGAAACAUAUGAAGCACCCUUUCACUACUGGUGACCAGAAUUAUGGUUAAUCAAAAUAAACAAAUAAGACUUUUGGUCUCACUGUACAGGAAAGAAGGUGGCAGGUAGCCUCACUGUUAAGGCCCUAUACCUCUUUCAUACUCAGUGAAAGAGAUAUAGGGUUCAAGGGUUUAUCUAACACAGGGUACUUAAUCUUUGCUUCCCUCGCCUCAGUCCCUUUUGCAUUCACUGAUUUAGGGGAUACAGGUGUCUUUUAAACUAUAUAAUUAUCUUGUUCUCCAAAUUGGAGAUAUUUAGGGGGAGCGGGGUAUUUAUGACUGACAUGCGAAUGUAGCCUGUGAAAAUUUCUGUCAAUUAAAAGAUAAAAGGUACCUCAUAAUGUGAAUUUCACAUUUUGUUUCUGUAUGAUUUUGCUACUUUGACAUAAAAUCACAUAGCAUAAGGCAGGUAAAACAUGAAAAUAAUCCAGUUUAUUUGACAUGCCUGAUAUUUCUGUCCUGUACAUAUUAAAAUAUUGCCUUUAAAGCAGACAUUUUAUUACUGUAUUUAUUAGCUUCAUUGUCUGCAUUUAUGAUUUAUCUCUUGUCUCCUAUGUUCAGCAGAACAUAUAUCCAUGACUUAGACCAGCCCUGCAAAUUGAAAAUACUGAUUUAUGUAUACAAUACUUUGUGUUUUCAGCACAAAAUGAAAGCAUGCAUGUUAAUUUUGUAAUUGGAUCUUUAAUAAACCCUUAGUAGUUUUUUAAAUGUAUUAUAACGUGUCUGUAAAACAUUAUGGCUCAGUGUUUAGUUCACAGUACUUUUUCUUUCUGAAGAAUCUUAAGCACUGAAAUAAUCGUUAUGCAAACAAGUAAGUUUAGGGCCUUGUCAUACUCUGUGAUGGUAUUUAUAGGAAGUUUACGAACAUCAAUCAAAAUAUUGCACAUAACCUGUCCAAUAGUGGUCAAAAUAGCACGUAUAGUGAUAGCAGUUGUUGUUACAACUGUCUGUAUGUACAAGGGAAACCAGUCAAUAUCUGGAGGUUAUGUUAUGCCAUAUAUCAAAGGGUAAACAGAUAGUUUGCCAAAGGAGGACAAUCGUGGACAUAUGAAGAGAGGAGUGGAUAUGUAUGAGGAACAGAGUAGAAUCUUUCCAUUUAAUUUCUGAGGAAGUCAAUUGCAAAUGGACAGUAAGAAAUCUUUUUGCUCAAAGCUUGAACUUAGCAAGACUGCAGGUUACAUAUAAAUAUAUAUUGUUUGGGAUGUAUCAUUAUUUAUUUGGGAUGAGAAGCGGAUAAAAUUGACUAACAGAGGCAUAGCUACAACAGGAACAUUUUCCCCCCAUGCCUAUAUAUGAAAAAUCGAUAACUGUUUGCAUAGGUGUACUAGGUACUAUUCUUCUGCUAUAUUAGCACAGUGUCCCUUUAAGGGACAAUGCAAAAAGUACAUUAAGCACAGCCUUGGACAGCAAGCAAAUUGAACUGGAGACAUAUAAUGUGGAGUUAAUACUUUGUGUAUUUAUGGUUUUGGUGAUAAUUAUUUCAGAGACAUAUUGUCAGGUCAUUAAAUGUUAAUAAAUAUUUAUUUUUGUAAUGGUAUUUGGGAUUUUAAAACUGACCUAAAUAAAUACACAAGAAAGAACAAAUACUUUCUAUACCUUUUAUGUUUAUGAUAGAGUUCUGUCAAUAUAAAUUAGGGUGCAAAUAUGUUGCCGAUAUUACAGGUUCCACCAACUAUGCUGGUAUAAAAUGUAGUUACUUCACAUGCUUGUGAGAAAAAAUGGUAACUAAAAUUAUUUGCCUGGAUUCUUCUGAUACUUGAAAAUGUAUGUUUUAAAAUUUGUAAAUAAAAGAACAUUUUAAAUAA
This is a messenger RNA of Xenopus tropicalis (tropical clawed frog), 4391 nucleotides long. The record is from RefSeq and is a predicted model, not a curated record. Lineage: Eukaryota; Metazoa; Chordata; Amphibia; Anura; Pipidae.